Jatropha curcas is the source of this 1385-nucleotide messenger RNA. The record is from RefSeq and is a predicted model, not a curated record. Lineage: Eukaryota; Viridiplantae; Streptophyta; Magnoliopsida; Malpighiales; Euphorbiaceae.
CAGCCUAUACUCCACAGCAAAACGGAGUAGCUGAGCGCAAAAAUCGCACGGUGAUGAAUUUGGUAAGAGCUAUGUUAACAGAAAAAGGGGUACCCAAGAAGUUGAAGCCUGAAGCUGUCAUGUGGGCAAAUCAUGUCUUGAAUCGAUCUCCAACACUUGCAGUAAAAGAUAUGACACCAGAAGAGGCUUGGAGUGGAGUGAAACCAGCAGUAGACCAUUUUCGAGUUUUUGAAUGUGUGGGAUAUGUUCAUGUCCCAGACGCUAAGAGAAAAAAACUUGAAGACAAAAGCAUGGUUUGUGUUUUUUUCGGAAUCAGCGGCGAAUCAAAAGGGUACAGGUUGUUCAAUCCAGUUGAAAAGAAAAUCAUAGUGAGCCGUGAUGUAAUUUUUAAUGAACAUCGUAAAUGGGAUUAGGAGAGUUUUGAGGAUGAAGCUGAUUUAGAUUGGGAAGAAAGCAUCGAAAUUCCAGCAAAAGGAGAAAACACAAAACAAACAGGCUCUGCUUCAUAUGAUGCUAUUGAAACUACUGCCGAACCUAUUAUUACUGCCUCAUCUGCUGAUGAAUUUACUGCACCAAAUAACGAAUCAGAAUUGGCUUUAAAGGAGGGCAGAAGUCGACGUCCACCUAUAUGGUCAACUGAUUAUGUGUCCGGUGAAGGAUUGUCUGAAGAAGAUGUUAACAUGGAAGAUGAUAUUAAUAUGGUUUUUUUAAUGGUUUCAGAUCCUGUAAACUAUGAAGAAGCAGUCAAGAGCUCAAAGUGGAAACUGGUCAUGGAUGAGGAGAUUAAUUCCAUCGAGAAGAAUCAUACUUGGCAUCUAGUCGUUCUACCUGCUGGUGCGAAGAAAAUAGGAGUUAAAUGGAUUUAUAAAACUAAGCUAAAUGAGCUUGGUGAGGUUGAUAAAUACAAAGCGAGGUUGGUGGUGAAAGGCUACACACAAGAGCAUGGAGUUGAUUAUACUGAGGUUUUUGCGCCCGUGGCUAGAAUGGACACUGUAAGGAUGAUCAUAGCAUUUGCGGCACAGAAUGGCUGGACACUUUAUCAGUUAGAUGUCAAAUCAGCCUUUUUACAGGGAGAACUGAAAGAAGAUGUUUUUGUAGAAUAACCAAAAGGCUAUGUCAAGAGAGGGAAUGAGCAGCUGGUAUACAAACUUAACAAGGCUCUCUACGGGUUGAAACAGGCAGCUAGAGCCUGGUUUAAGCCGAAUUGAAGCCUACUUCAUCAAGGAAGGAUUUGAAAGCAGUUCUAGUGAGCACACACUCUUUGUUAAAAGGAAGGGAGGUAAAAUUCUUAUUGUAAGUGUGUACGUUGAUGAUUUAUUGUUUACCAGUACUGAUGAACUAUUGUUGGGAGAGUUCAAAUGUUCUAUGAAAAGGGAAUUUGAUAU